AUGGCCUUGGCUGUAUGCGGGACGACAGCCUCCUGCACGCACUUAGGGGCUCUGCUGCCCGCUCUGGUGCUGAGGGCGAGCGCCCGUCCCCAAAACCCCGGGGACCCAGGCGGCCGGGCUCUGAGGCCGGUGUCGCCCGGUCGCUCCGUCCCACAGAGCCCCGUUUCUCUCCCGACGGGCUCGGUGCCUCUUUCCGUGACGACGUCGCUGCAGCUCAACCACAGCCAGGAGGACUCGAGCCGCUGCUCAGACAACUCGAGCUACGAGGAGCCCCUGUCGCCCAUCUCGGCCAGCUCAUCCACCUCCCGCCGGCGCCAGGGUGACCGUGACCUCGAGCUGCGGGACAUGGAGCUGCCCGACAUGCACAUGCGGGACCUGGCGGGCAUCGGGCACCGGUUCCUGCCCAGCGAGCCCAGCAAGUGGAACGUGGAGGACGUCUACGAGUUCAUCCGCUCGCUGCCUGGCUGCCAGGAGAUCGCGGAGGAGUUCAGAGCACAGGAGAUCGACGGGCAGGCCCUGCUGUUGCUGAAGGAAGACCACCUCAUGAGCACCAUGAACAUCAAACUGGGCCCGGCCCUCAAGAUAUACGCCCGCAUCAGCAUGUUGAAAGACUCCUAGAGCCACCACGCUCGCACGAACGCUCCCGCUGGGGUGGGCAGUGGU
Molecule: messenger RNA, 663 nt
Organism: Struthio camelus australis
Lineage: Eukaryota; Metazoa; Chordata; Aves; Struthioniformes; Struthionidae
Source: RefSeq, a predicted model, not a curated record